UCAACGGCGACAUUACUUCCAUCGUCAGCCGGUCGACAACACUGUGGGCGACUACAGCGACACUAGAAGAUAUAAAGACCACGGAAUUCCUCUGUUCCUUCAGUGGGCACGGUGGAGCGGCAACGAUGCGGUCGCUCAGCCAUCCGAUUUUGCUUUUUGUGCAGUUUAUCGCCCAAUUUGGAACGUGGCUACAUCGUGCGGAUCUAGCGGUUACCAACUGCUCCUCACCGGUGUUGCUGACGGCCCCGAUCUGCAUUGAUACGCACCUGUGUCAUCAGCCCUGUUUCAACGGCGACAUUACUUCCAUCGUCAGCCGGUCGACAACACUGUGGGCGACUACAGCGACACUGGAAGAUAUAAAGACCACGGAAUUCCUCUGUUCCUUCAGUGGGCACGGUGGAGCGGCAACGAUGCGGUCGCUCAGCCAUCCGAUUUUGCUUUUUGUGCAGUUUAUCGCCCAAUUUGGAACGUGGCUACAACGUGCGGAUCUAGCGGUUACCAACUGCUCCUCACCGGUGUUGCUGACGGCCCCGAUCUGCAUUGAUACGCACCUGUGUCAUCAGCCCUGUUUCAACGGCGACAUUACUUCCAUCGUCAGCCGGUCGACAACACUGUGGGCGACUACAGCGACACUAGAAGAUAUAAAGACCACGGAAUUCCUCUGUUCCUUCAGUGGGCACGGUGGAGCGGCAACGAUGCGGUCGCUCAGCCAUCCGAUUUUGCUUUUUGUGCAGUCAUUGCAGACGUCCACACUGCCAUCUGACUGGAAGGCUGGGAAGGUGGUCCCUGUGCAUAAAUCUGGUGAUGUACAUUCCCCUAAUAACUACCGUCCGAUAUCAUUAACAUCCAUCCCAGUAAAAAUCUUGGAACAUGUAAUAUACUCGCACCUUAUAGAUUUCCUUGAGUCUAAUUCCUUCUUUAGUAUUUAUCAGCAUGGAUUCCGUAAAGCAGUUUCGUGCGAAACGCAGUUGCUGUGUUUUACUAACGACUUAUUUAUUAACGCAGAUCUUGAACUUGAUACUGACUGCAUAUACUUAGAUUUCGCUAAAGCAUUCGACACCGUCUCACAUGAACUACUAAUUUUCAAACUUAAUCAGCUCAAUAUUGACCCCAACGUACUUGCAUGGAUUAAAGAAUUUCUCUCUAACCGUAGCCAGUAUGUGACAUUAACAAUUUUUGUUCCCCUAAUUCCGCUGUAA
This is a messenger RNA of Rhipicephalus sanguineus (brown dog tick), 1199 nucleotides long. RefSeq lists its product as uncharacterized. NCBI's taxonomy places the organism in Eukaryota, Metazoa, Arthropoda, Arachnida, Ixodida, Ixodidae. The coding region runs from base 126 to 1199 and encodes 357 amino acids. The transcript has 2 exons. The record is from RefSeq and is a predicted model, not a curated record.